Messenger RNA from Torulaspora delbrueckii, 1272 nucleotides. It is a transcript of the gene HFL1, whose product is annotated as Hfl1p. Lineage: Eukaryota; Fungi; Ascomycota; Saccharomycetes; Saccharomycetales; Saccharomycetaceae. Gene Ontology annotation, biological process: transport. Bases 1 to 1272 code for a protein of 423 amino acids. Gene Ontology annotation, molecular function: transporter activity. The record is from RefSeq and is a predicted model, not a curated record. The transcript has a single exon.
AUGCUACCGGAGGGUUGCUUACCAGUAUGGUGGCAGAACCUGAGCUUCGUCUGUACUUUUGCGUCGUUAGCCAUCUCAGGGUUUGCCAUAACCAAACAUUUCUUGAACUACAGGAAACCGUUUGAGCAAAGAUUAGCUGUGAGGAUACAGCUAUUGGUUCCAAUAUUCAGUAUUACCUGUCUGGCGGCAACUAUUAUUCCACAAGUAAGCCAGCUGUACUUAGAUCCCGUACGAGAAGUUUACGAAGCGUUUGUGAUUUACACCUUCUUCUCACUGCUUACACUGAUAUUGGGAGGCGAACACCGAAUAAUAACUGAGAUUUGUUUAGAGCAUGUCCCGGCUACGCAUGCUAUCCCACUUGUUGGAAGAUUCUUAAGGAAGAUAGAUCUUUCAGACCCUGCAGAUUUCCUGAUGGUUAAGAGAGGGAUAUUACAAUACGUGUGGUUCAAACCAUUUUAUUGUUUGGGCAGCUUUGUGUGUUUAAUCUGGAACCUGCCGACUUUUGAGACUAUUUUACUAGUAUUGUACAAUGUGUCAGUUACGUGGUCGCUUUACAACCUGGCAAUUUUCUGGAAGUGUUUAUAUAAUGACCUGAAACGUUUCAACCCAUGGAGUAAGUUUCUAUGCGUGAAGCUGAUCAUUUUUGCUUCGUACUGGCAAGGAAUCGUCAUUAGAAUUCUUCAUAGUUUGGGCAAACUAAAAUCAGACAGCGACGUUGACGCCGGCUACAUCUAUCAAAAUGGACUACUUUGCGUAGAGAUGAUUGGAUUUGCAAUUUUGCAUUGGGUAGCAUUCUCCUGGGAAAACUAUACUACGAAAAAUUUACCACAAUGUGCAAGGUUUGAAUACUUGACUGCUAUCAAGGAUUGUUUUGGCUGUGGUGAUCUUGUAUGGGAUUUUAAAUCUGCAUUAAUGGGGCCCACUUAUUAUAAUUACCGUAAUUUUGAACCCCUGGCAGGCAGCUCACAAAUGGCCAGAGCUGACUCACUUUCAAGAAUGCGCAGACUAAAUCAGGGUUUUAGAUUCGAGAAUAGAGGUGAGCAGAGUCACUGGGUUGAUUAUGGUAGUAUUUCUUCUGGAAAUACUGGAAAGAAUAACGUUGAAGAGAAUCACGAUCAGUUAAACGAAUGGGACGACGGCAUUGCCAAACAGCGUUACAUUCCUACUGACCCAAAUUACCCAGUUGUAUCGGAUAUAGGAAGUAGCCAUCGUUAUAGCAGUGAUAUCGACCGGCUACGAAGAGAUGUACAUAGCAGAUCGAAUUUAGUAUGA